This is a messenger RNA of Trichoderma asperellum CBS 433.97, 1975 nucleotides long. RefSeq names its product Tubulin beta chain (Beta tubulin) (gene TUB2). Gene Ontology annotation, molecular function: structural constituent of cytoskeleton; GTPase activity; GTP binding. The record is from RefSeq and is a predicted model, not a curated record. Gene Ontology annotation, cellular component: microtubule; cytoplasm. NCBI's taxonomy places the organism in Eukaryota, Fungi, Ascomycota, Sordariomycetes, Hypocreales, Hypocreaceae. Gene Ontology annotation, biological process: microtubule cytoskeleton organization; mitotic cell cycle.
CAACAACAUCAACAACAACGCCCUGAAGCACUUGAUCGGGUUUACUGCCUUUCCCCCCUUCUUCAGGCGCCAGGUGGCCCUGUGCCGGUGCCAAACGUGCUAAGCAGCCACUGGCUCUCCUUCCCCGGCUGGGCCCCGCCUGGCGAUGGGGCCCAUGGCGGUGAACCAUCUCCACCCAAGGCGUCCCAACCUUCAAACAAAAACCACCAGCUCCUCCAAGCCCAAGCUCUUGUCCUGUAAACCCGCGAAGCUCUCCAUAGCUCUCGAGAUCCUCUCCUUCUCUGACUUUCUCUCUCCUUCGUCGGACUCGAUAUCCGAGAUUUUCUAAUUUACCACAACAGCACCACCUCCAGCCAAAAUGCGUGAGAUUGUUCACAUCCAGACCGGCCAGUGCGGUAACCAAAUCGGUGCCGCCUUCUGGCAAACCAUUUCCGGCGAGCACGGCCUCGACAGCAAUGGUAUCUACAACGGCUCUUCUGAGCUCCAGCUGGAGCGCAUGAACGUCUACUUCAACGAGGCCUCCAACAACAAGUAUGUUCCUCGCGCUGUCCUCGUCGAUCUCGAGCCCGGCACCAUGGACGCCGUCCGUGCCGGUCCUUUCGGUCAGCUCUUCCGUCCCGACAACUUCAUCUUCGGCCAGUCCAGUGCCGGAAACAACUGGGCCAAGGGCCACUACACCGAGGGUGCUGAGCUCGUCGACAACGUCCUCGACGUUGUCCGCCGUGAGGCCGAAGGCUGCGACUGCCUCCAGGGCUUCCAGAUCACCCACUCUCUCGGUGGUGGUACCGGAUCUGGUAUGGGAACUCUCCUGCUCUCCAAGAUCCGCGAGGAAUUCCCCGACCGAAUGAUGGCCACUUUCUCCGUUGUCCCAUCCCCCAAGGUGUCCGACACCGUCGUUGAGCCCUACAACGCCACCCUCUCCGUCCACCAGCUUGUCGAGAACUCCGACGAGACCUUCUGCAUUGAUAACGAGGCUCUCUACGACAUCUGCAUGCGCACCCUCAAGCUGAACAACCCUGCCUACGGUGACCUGAACUACCUUGUCUCCGCUGUCAUGUCAGGCAUCACCACCUGCUUGCGAUUCCCCGGUCAGCUUAACUCUGAUCUCCGCAAGCUGGCUGUCAACAUGGUUCCUUUCCCUCGUCUCCACUUCUUCAUGGUCGGCUUCGCUCCUCUGACCAGCCCCGGUGCUCACUCUUUCCGUGCCGUCACCGUGCCCGAGCUCACCCAGCAGAUGUUCGACCCCAAGAACAUGAUGGCUGCUUCUGACUUCCGCAACGGUCGCUACCUGACUUGCUGCUCUAUCUUCCGUGGCAAGGUCGCCAUGAAGGAGGUUGAGGACCAGAUGCGAAACGUGCAGAACAAGAACUCCACCUACUUCGUUGAGUGGAUCCCCAACAACAUCCAGACUGCCCUUUGCGCCAUCCCCCCUCGUGGCCUGAAGAUGUCAUCCACCUUCAUUGGUAACUCCACCUCCAUCCAGGAGCUGUUCAAGCGUGUCGGCGAGCAGUUUAGCGCCAUGUUCCGUCGCAAGGCUUUCUUGCACUGGUACACUGGCGAGGGUAUGGACGAGAUGGAGUUCACUGAGGCCGAGUCCAACAUGAACGACUUGGUGUCUGAGUACCAGCAAUACCAGGAGGCUGGUAUUGACGAGGAGGAGUACGAGGAGGAGGCUCCUAUGGAGGCCGAUGAGGAGUAAAAAGCGAGCUGAGUGUGUUCUAACUUUAUAUUCUUUGGGUGCAUGCGUUUGUGCAACCCUGAUCAGCACUGUAGGACUUGCCUUGCAGAGCUUGUUGAGAUGACUGGACGACUAUUUUGAUAUCCACGCGCGAUAUGGCAGUCUGUCAGAGUAGCAAGUGUUUAUAAACUAAUGAAAAUAAACGAGUACAACUAUUGUACUACGGUAACACUUUUGAAACAAUUGUUACAUGGAGAAUUCCGUAAUGUUUGCCCAAACGCUGCAAUGAACUCGGCA